Molecule: messenger RNA, 582 nt
Organism: Homarus americanus (American lobster)
Lineage: Eukaryota; Metazoa; Arthropoda; Malacostraca; Decapoda; Nephropidae
Product: uronyl 2-sulfotransferase-like
Cellular component (GO): membrane
Molecular function (GO): sulfotransferase activity
Source: RefSeq, a predicted model, not a curated record
CUUGACACUGUUGCAGAAACGAUAAUCAUCUUGCAAGCGUAGGUUCACUUUCAUUACCAAAGCAAGAACAAGGAUUUCACAUUCAAAGAGUUUUGACUGGAUGAUAAUGGCCAUCAAAUCAAGAUAACAUCAAAAUUUCCAAUGGACAUAUAUUGUAUGUCUUAUAAGCCAUCCCGUAGCCACAGAUGAGAAGAUUUAUAAGCUGUAUAAGGACUGGGAACAACAGGCAGCAUGAUGACAACUGUGUUACAGCACGUGCACCUUCGUCUGGUGUUUUCAUGUGUGGUGCUGCUCCUACUUGGCUAUGCCGCAGUAACCCAUUGGCUCAUCCAGAAAGCCAUCACCAGCACCCACCCUGACGACGAAAAUGGACUCUUGCUGCAGCAAAGACUGGAUGCGACAUCUCACGAAGAUGGCUACAUUGUGAACCAGCAGAACAAUGGUGUUCUCUUCUUCAAUCGUGUUCCAAAGUGUGGUAGUGAGAUGCUGGUGUUGCUCCUCCAGUGGCUACAGGGACAAAACACCUUCAGACAUGUCAGGCUCAGGAACACCAUCAAGAGGUACCUGACAUAUAAUGAGCAG